UGCUGUCCAGUGUGGGCAGUGCCAGGAAGAAACCAUCCAGCUCCACAACACGUUCCAGGUCCCCUGUAAAUGGUCCAUCAGCAUGACUGAUCCUGUUCAGGAGGUGGACAAACAUCUGCCAGGGAGCGAGCACCAGAAGCUGCUGGAGGAGAUGAAGUCUGUGCCCUGUGGCUUUGAGGUGCUGCCCUCAGCUGGAAGCCUCGCUCCAGGACAGCAGUGCCACGUCCAAGUCCGUUUUUCACCCACGGAAGAGAAGUGCUACCGGGGCGAGCUGCAGAUCCAGAUUUGCCAGAGCAGCCAACGCCUGCAGGUGCCGGUCUUGGGACGUGGUCUGGAGCCACGGCUUGUGCAGGGAGAUGGGGGCAGUGCGCAGGGCAAAGCCUGGUGGCCUUCCAGGCCCCUACAGACACCAAAAGAUGACAACAGCCCCAACAGCUUGUUGCUGCCUCCGUGUGCCCCUGGAGGGAAGCUGAAUGCUGAGGCCCAAGGAAGGGGCAUAAAAAUGAAGGUUGACGUUGUGGAUCCACCAGGAAAGGUGGUGAAGCUGGGAAACGUCUGCAUUGGACAGACGGUGAAGAAGAUGGUCACCGUAGCCAACAAGAGUGCAGCCCCUCUCACCUUUAAGCUGAGGGUCACGUCCACUGUGCCAGAGUUGCAGGAAGCUGGGGUUCUGUGCUUGAAGCCCAGCAAGGAUCUAAAGCUGAAGGGCAGAGGAGACACCUGCAAAGUGGAGGUGACCUUCUCCCCGAAGCGCCGCAUGCAGCCGUUCAGCGGGGAAGUGCUGCUGGAGUGCCGCGGGCUGGUGCGCUCCCUCUGUGUGGUGCGGGACUCCUGCCAGGGCAGCCUCGUGAGCCUGGACCAGGACCAGCUCAGCUUUGGAGCCGUGGUGCAGCAGAGCUACACGUGCCGGCGCGUCGUCAUGCGGAACGCGGGCGACACGAGAGUCAGGUUUAUGUGGGACGUGGAGAGCUUCAAGCCAGACUUUUCCAUCAGCCCCACAAAGGGUUACAUCAGCCCAGGGAUGGAUGUCCCCUUGGUUGUGACCUUCCGCCCCUCGAAGCUGAGCCAGGCUGUCCAGUACGAGGGGCUGCGGUGCUUCAUCCAGGGCAGUGAGGCGCUGCGGCUUACGCUGGCAGGAUCCUGCGUGGAGGCCCCUGGCCCCAAAGAGACGCUGACUUUCAGCUGCCAUGUGCGUGAGAGGCAGAGCCAGACCAUCCUCCUGUCCAACCCGAGCAGCGAGGCCUGGACCCUGCAGCCCAUCAUUGAGGGGAAAUACUGGAAAGGGCCUGAAUUUAUCCAUCUGGAGGCCAGGCAAAAAGAAAAGGUCUACCAGGUCACCUACAGACCCCUAACCAUGAGCUCUGAGAACAAGAAGCACCAGGGCUCCAUCUUCUUCCCCCUGCCGGACGGGACAGGCUUACGCUACCACCUGGAAGGAACUGCUGAAGCCCCCAGGUGUUCAGGGGCCAUUUCCCGGCAGGUUCCAUGCAGGAAGUGCCACACGGAGCUCAUCCCUGUGUCCAACUGGCUGCACAGACCACAGAGGUUCCUGGUGGUUAUUGACAUGCUCAAACCAGAGAACCUGGAAAGCAGUUCUGUGCUGCAGGGGUGUUCCUACAUGGACGUGCCAAGCUCUGCGAAGAAGGACUACCAGCUCACCUUCCUCUCCUACAAAGAAGGAGUCUUCAGGGCAAAGGUGACCUUCAUCAAUGAGACAACCGGAGAGUACUUGUUCCACAUGGUGACUUUCAAGGUGGUGGCUUCAGGACCCAUGGGCACUGUUCAAAUGAGCACCGCUGUUCGGCAGAGAGUGUCCUCCAGCGUCAAGGUGGACAACCCUCUGCCUGUCCCGGUGACGUUUGACAUCAACUGCAAAGUGCCCGACGUCAGCGUUCCCCAGCACUUUACUGUCCCUGCACAGUCGAAGGCGGAUCUUGUCUUGGAGUAUCAGCCCCUGCAAACGGGUGAGAGCAGCGGGCAGCUGGUGCUCCAGAGCAGCGACUUGGGCUCUCUGUUUUACACGCUGCAGCUGAAAGCCACCUGGAGCAGGCCAGAGAAGCCCGUGUAUUUCCGCACCAGGCUGGGCUCCCGUCAGACCAUCACCACCAAAAUACGGCAUUUUGCCCAGCAGAAGACCGAGUACCUCGUACAGACCGACUGUGCCGACUUCCAGACGGCAAAAUCCAUCAGUGCGGCACCCGCCAGUGCUGGGGGCUCGGACCUGAGCGUGGAAGUGACCUUUGAGCCCUGCCACCUGGGCGAAGCCAAGGCCACGCUGCAGCUCAGCUCUGCAUUGGGUGGGCAGUACUGCAUCCCACUCAUCGGCCUUGCGCUGCCCCCUGAAGCCCAGGGCCCCUUCCUCAUCCCAGCCGGCGGCACCACCUCCAUCUCCUUCAGGAACGUCUUCCGGAAGGCCACGGCGUUCCAAUACGCAGUGAAGCACCCGGGCUUCACCGUCAGGGCCCCCGAGGUGCUGCGCGCCAAGAGCAGCACCACCAUCACCGUCUCCUUCGCGGGCGGCCCGGCUCCUGUCACCAGCAGGCUGGUGGUCUCCUGCCCUGGGGGCUCCUGGAUCUACCACCUCCGGAGCCUGCCCUCCCCCCGCAAGUGA
Melopsittacus undulatus (budgerigar) is the source of this 2611-nucleotide messenger RNA. RefSeq names its product hydrocephalus-inducing protein-like. The coding region runs from base 83 to 2611 and encodes 842 amino acids. The transcript has 14 exons. The record is from RefSeq and is a predicted model, not a curated record. Lineage: Eukaryota; Metazoa; Chordata; Aves; Psittaciformes; Psittaculidae. Gene Ontology annotation, biological process: axonemal central apparatus assembly; cilium movement. Gene Ontology annotation, cellular component: axoneme.